AUGAAGUUCUUCAGGCGUAAUAAAGACAAGCGGAAGGCCAGCGGUGGUUCGGCCAUAGCGGCCGCCCUGCCGGGCUUCGGUUACAGCCCCAACAUCAAUCCAUCUCCCUCCUACGGUCACGGCCGGAACGAUUCAAAUGGUCCAUGGAGUACUCAGUACCGCCCCAUGGUGACGCGGCAGUCUGCCACGAUUCUAGCGAACCUCCCAGCCCCGAUCCUCGAACGCAUAUUCUUUUUUGUAUGCCCCCAUAGCAGGGAUACGAGCUACGAGACUUGCGAAGCCAGCUCGGUCGAAGAUGCUUGCAUGCUGUGCGACUUGCGCGAUCUGGCGCAUUGUGUCGCUGUGUGCAAGAGGUGGAGGAGAGAGGGCGUCAAUCUUCUAUACUAUAGCAUCCGCCUCGACCAGGUGCAUUACUGCGACCGCGAGGCAGAGUUAGCCGAAGCCCGCAAGCGUAAAGCCCGAUUUGAUCGCAAUGGAGAACCGGAGGAUACGGCACAGGCGCGCCUCAGACUGCUAUGCCGCACUCUCCGCGAUGAUCCCGUGCGGCUAGGAAGGAUCGUGGAAUUCUUCAAGACGCCUUAUAUGCUGCGAGAAUCCUGCCGGGCCGAUCUGGCGCGGACGAUAGCUGUGACGCCAAACCUCAAAUAUGUCGAUUUGCCCGAAGGCCUGUUUGCAGAUGAUCCGGCCUUCGUGACCCUCCGGCUCGAAGUACAAGCGCGAUUGCUUCACCUACGAAAGAUGACAUAUAUGGCCGGUGCAGAGCACAGUCUGCAGAUGCUGGCCACCGGAAAAGUGUGGCCUAACCUGGAGGUAUUGGAGCUGGUACGCGUAGAAGUCGACCCGGCAAUCCUACGCCGGGUGCUUGCUUGCUUGGGGAACUUGCGCGCCCUGAAGAUUAACGACACACCCUGCGUCACCGAUGAGACUUUGGCGUGGAACGACAUGUUGCCUCCGUUUCCCCCAGUUGAAGAGCUUAUCCUUACCAACGUUCCCAAUGUCACCACAGAAGGCUUGAGGGGCUGGUUAAUGGACCCGAACGCGCAGAGCAGACUACGAGUGCUUACCCUGAACGGUACAGGCGUAUACCCUUGGGCCUUGCAGGAGUUCUUGCCGUAUGCUCCAAAGCUUAAGCACCUUUCCGUGAUCGACACUGUCACCCAAGCCGUGCCGUCCGCCAACGGUCAAUACUUUGCACAGACUCUUAGCUCGACAAGUAUCCAGACCUUUCACUACGAGAUCACCGCGGCCUCGUCGACUCCCAAGUACUCCAGCAUUACGUCUAGCUAUUACAGCUUUCUGGCUACUUCCUUACUGACAGGCGGACUACCAAACCUACGGGCACUCUAUGUGCGAGACCCGAACUUCCCCGACCUCUUACUCGGUCUCCCCUCACCUUCCCCCGGCUUUGCUGGAGCCGGUAUGGGACGCCCUUCCAGUAGCAGCUCGAAUCGCGGUUUUGGACCUGGUGCUGGUGGUAGCUUUCAUGCACACCAAGGCAGUUUAUCCAGCUUUGCUCCUCCCACCGCCCCUUUCGUGCCCGGCCAUCGUCAAUUUGGGUCCGUAUCUUCCGUCAACAGCUUCUCGGGUUUCAUGCAGGCGGGAGGCGGCAAACAACCGCCUACCAACCGUCGCUUCAGCAGCAACAACCCCUUUGCCAACUUGGUAGCCCCAUCCCCCGCAGGACCAGGCAGUUUUGCAAACCUCCCUGCCAAGCUCGAGGUGUUCACCAAAGGCGACGACGAUACCACCUGGUCCUUUGUAAAGGUCGGCGGUGGACACUCUGGCGCGAAUGAGAGACGACAGAGCGCCUUUGGGCUGGACGCGGAUGCCAUGGGCAGCGCUGGUGCGAGGAGGAGCGUGCUGAUCGGUGGUGCCGGGGCUGGCGGUGGCUUCUUGGCCUUGCCGGCUGAAGAUCCUGGCAGAAGCAAUAGGGGAGGGAGUAUGGAUAGGGGGACUGGGUUUGGCGGUGAUUCGGGUGGGGAUGAGGAGUUGUGGCCUAGGCCGAAGAGCAGUGCCGGGGAGAAGAAGAAGGAGAAGCAGGAUUUGUGGCGUUAA
This is a messenger RNA of Neurospora tetraspora, 2055 nucleotides long. RefSeq lists its product as uncharacterized. The transcript is spliced from 2 exons. Bases 1 to 2055 code for a protein of 684 amino acids. NCBI's taxonomy places the organism in Eukaryota, Fungi, Ascomycota, Sordariomycetes, Sordariales, Sordariaceae. The record is from RefSeq and is a predicted model, not a curated record.